AUGGCCAUGCAUCCAGUGUCAUCGGCCGUGCGGGCGUUGCAGCUAGAACUAAGGAAACUCACCGAAGAACCAGUGGAAGGCUUUACAGUCAAUGUGCCAGACGAGUCCAAUCUUUUUGAAUGGGACGUAGCGAUUUUUGGCCCACCUGGUACUUUGUACGAAGGAGGUUACUUCAAAGUGAGUUGUGUUUUGUAACAGAGCAGAAAUUCUACGUGAUGAAGCUAAGCGUUACUAAGGGUAAUUUUACAUUUCGUUUUGUUUUAGGCGCACAUGUCGUUUCCCUCUGGAUACCCCUAUUCGCCACCAACUUUUCGCUUCCUGACGAAAAUGUGGCAUCCUAACAUAUACGAGGUAAGAAUUAUGUAGAUCUGGCAUCAAUUCCUUUAGGAUUUUCUUCUGUAACGUCCUAGUGACUAAUGACUGUUUGCUGAUUCUUUAGUCCGGCGAUGUCUGUAUUUCAAUUCUACAUCCUCCCGUCGAUGAUCCACAAAGUGGCGAAUUACCUUCCGAACGGUGGAACCCCACACAGAACGUUAGGUGCGUGCGUAUAUUUAACCUUCAGUACUCACUCUUUCCUUUUAUAUCCUGUGUAAGAUUUAUCGUCAUCUUGAUUUCAAAGAAUUGAUCUUUUAUACUGAAAGUUCUAAACAGUAUCAAACAAUAUGAUUGUCCGCCAUUUUUUUUUUAUUAUUCGAAACUCACAUUGUCAUUUUUUUUUUGUCAUUCAGCCCUAACCCCUAAGCCUUUAUACUAACAUUGUGGUCAGGGUUAGUGAGAUAGUUCACGUCCAACCAAAAGAGUUAGCUUUUGCUUAGCUUUUAAUGAGAUCCCUUCGUUGGUUUAAUUUUUUCUUCAGCGAGAAUUUGUCGGCAUAUUUUCGUGUCACACAGUCGAAACGUGGUUGUCCUUGCGUGCAUUGUCGUUCACGAGUUGUCAGGUCAAACAAAUUCGAGAAACUUAGACUGUACUGUACAACUGUGCUUUUAGCUCAAAGAUCUAUCCAUGUUUUAUUAGAAAUCUUUGAUAUAUCCCAAGUCUAACGGAUCUAUGAUCGUAUGUUAUAGAAACUGAAGAUAAUGUAGGAUCUAUUUUUAGUUUUUUGGACAAUUACCAGUUCUGGAUUUUAUUUAAUUCUGUGGUUUACUGGUAUUGUAUUGUGAAGUUUGACAGAAGUUGACAAUAACUGUUGUAGUCUCAGAAACAAUCACUAUUUCUUGUACAAAUGAUACUUGUUUCCUUUGCUUGAUUUUAGCUAAGGUAUUUUCAUACCUGCCAAAUUACAUCAAUAUAAUUUCCCAAAUUAGAAAAACCUUGGUGCUAUGUCUGAAAAAUAAAGACAAAGGGAGAAGAAGAAAAGAAGAAGCUUAAAAUGAAUAUCAUUGUUUUAGCUAUUUGCAUUUAAACAUACAGUGAUAUCAGGGAUCCAGAAUUCAUUUUUUUUCAGAGUCGUCAUCCGGGCAAGUAAGCCUGAUGGCAAACUUGCCCGAUUACAAUUUGGGUUGCCCAGACAGAAGUGCAUAAUUAUAUAAAAUGGUGAAAAAAUAAUGUGCAACUUGAACAUUUUCUGAUUAGCAUUUUAUUUCCUUCAUAAUAUUACCAAGAAAGGGUUUUAACUAAACUGUUAAGUACAACAUGCUACAGGCCGAGGCUAAACACAGUUUAUUUACGUUUUACAAGUACCGACGGUCAGUCAGUUUGCCAUGAAGGCAAGAUGGUGUGCUUACGUUUUUCCCAUAUAAGGCAGGGGUUCCUGUGUCACCUUUUUCUCCAUCGAAGGCAGCAAAACUUUUUCUAAAAAACGUCACAUCUUGAUGCAUAUAAGGCAUUGGCUUCUGCUUCUGCUUCUGCUUCGCCUUUUUUUCUGCUAAAGUCGAUGAAACGCCUUCUAAAAAAACGCCACAUCUUGAUGAGUGCUGUCACAUUUUCUACGAAUGGCCUCUGAAUGCAGUACUUCACAAAAAACUUAGAAUGCAAUCGUUUCGUAGAAAAUACUGCACCAUCAAACGUGGCGCCCAAACUUAUGAUUCCAUUGCAGACAAAAGCUGCUUGUUAUUCUUCAUUAUUCUUAAAGUUUUAAGUGGAUGAGAAGUUAUCAGAACUUAGGGAAAAUUUAUAAACUCAUAUAAGAAGUAUUGAAAAGAGUUUUUGGUUGAGCAAAACCUCACUCGUCCGAAGGGCAACUUUUGAAGUACGAGAUUGAUUGAGUCCGGAAUGACCAGACGACUGGGAAUAUGGAUCCCUGUGAUAUCAUAGAACAAAUUUCAUUAACUAAAUCUGUGAAAAUUGGGUUUGAGAUGUUAGACAAAAAAUAUCACCUUUGAUAACCUUGAAUCAAGUUCCUCUUUUUCAUACAUACCCCAAAAUUGCAUAUUUGAACAGUUUUUGUACAUUGUCAGUUUGAAGUUAUGUAUCGCAAGGGUUUUGUGGAACCUUGUACCUUUUUGUUUCUCUGUUUGAGGCCCAGGUAAUUAAGGGUUAUUGGGAUUUAGGAUAUCUGGGGAAAAAAGAAACUGGAAAUGUAAUGCUCAUGGGGAAAAAACAGGAUGUAGGUUAUUAAGAAACAUAUUUUGUGGUUUUUGAGUGAUAAAGUGGGUCCAUGUUUAAUCAAUAAUGUGAAAGGUGAAAUUGGUUUAAGUGGAAAAUGGGAUAAACCAAAUUUAACUUAUCGGUGGUAUUUAGUUUAGUCAAAAAUACAUGUAUUGGUCCCUUAAACCUUUCUUUGAAGAACUUUCUGCCCCCUUGACGAGGGACUCCCUAUAAAAGUGACAGGAAAUUGUACUUGUGAACCCCUAGAAAGGUUUAUACCACCAAUCUGUGUGUGGCUCAGGCUUUAUUUGACCCCUAAAGGAGACCAUACUUUAACACAUUAUGGUAGCGUUUGACGCACAGCCCUUCUAGGCAAUACAUUCAUAUCUUCAAUGGCUUUUCCAUCUUGAACAGGACUCUUUUGGUACUAAUCAAAAGCAGAUAUGUCAUUAGUAGUUGUUGUUAUAGGAAGGCAUUGAAAUUAUUAAAUUGGUUAUUGGAUAGUAAGGCUAUGAAUUAAAGAAUAAAUCUGGACAUGCAGACUUCCCCCCUCCUACGCCUCCCAGAUCCCCCGUAUAUCUUAGGUGUUCUUAAUUUCGCAGGUCUUACAUUUUGUGUUUUUCGUGAUUGCAAAAAAAUGGCAAAAAUAAAGACCUGUGAAAAUAAAUCCUUGCGAAAUUAAAGCACACAAAAUGAAACUAACAUACGAGAAAUUCAAAUCACAGAAAAAAAAAUAUAUGAACUUGAAAUUUCAACAUCAUAUACAGGAUUUGUAUCGACAAUAUAAUUUGGAGUAACUUGGUUACAUGGAAACUGGUAAUCUCCAUUUUGUAUCUUCAGAGUGAAGUAAGUUUAAUUUGUUUUUCCAGUUUAACUAGAAAUUUGAAAACUUUCAAACUGUUUUUAAACAUAAAAUGAAUUGAGAAUGCUUAAAUCAUGAAAUUUAAUGCCCUUUCCUCAUAUUGGCAUGUUGAAAUCAAGAAAACAAAAAUAAAAAAUCGUGAAGUUAAGUACCAAUAAUAUACCAUUUAGCAGACAACCAAUUCUAUAUCUUUGAAAUGUUUCCAAAAUCAGAUCUAAUAUACCAGUACAUUUACCGUUAGGUAGUAACAGCCUAGACGUGUAGUUUUGGUCAACUCGUGAAUAAGAUAUGUGAUUAUUACAUUAUUUAUCCUAUAACCUAAUGUAGUGUAGUUAUGGCAAUUGAAAAUAUUAAUAGUCAAUAAUAGUUUUUAUCAGAAUUGAUGUAGAAUGAGACAUAAUUUUUGUAAGUAAUUUACUUAUCACUGGUUGAAUAAUUAAAAAUCAUUAAUUAAAACAGGUACAUUGUGCACAAUGUUUUUUAAGUCAUGAGACACAAUGUUAACUUGGAAACUUUAUAAAUGGCUGGUUUCACACUAGAGACGGAUUAUCCACAAGACAGAUAAUCUGACUUCAAAGUCUAUCAAAGUAGAUUGAUAAACAUCAGUCAGAUUAUUCAUCCAAAAUGAACACUGUCCCAUUUUCACAUUAAGACUGAUUUUACAUCUGCUAACAGAUUAUCCAAUGAAAAAUUAGUCUCAAAAGGAUCUUAUCUGCCUGGAGUGUGAAAUGUCAAGUUCCAAAGUGAACGUUUUGCCAAAACACUAGCUAUAAAAGGUUAGACGUACUAGACUGAAAAAGUAGGUCCAGGCUAACAAGUAAUACAAGUCAAGUAAAUUUAAUGUUUAAUAAAACGAGUCAAGCAUAAUAUAAAAGCUAUUUAUUAUAUAGACACGAGUGCUUUACUGGAAAAUAUACCACUCGUAAAGUUCAUAAAAACUUCAUCCAGGACCCGAGUGGUUUAUUUUCCAUAAUCUCACACGUGAGUUUAUCGAUGACGUAAUUUCGGUCAUUUCCCUCUAUUAUUUUAUCGAUGUCUUUUUGUCUAUAUAAUAAAAAGAACAAUACACAGCGGUUUGAAGAUAUGAAUUAUAUUUUCUUGUGGCAAAAACAAUCUUUUACUCACUCGCUGAGCUCGAUCGUAAAAUAUUGUUUUGCCACUCGAAAAUAAAAUUCAUAUCUUCACGCCACCGUUUAAUAUCCUCUAUAUAUUUUAUACAAUUUCUAAAAAUUGUGGGUCGAUUAGAAAACAUAGCCAGGGAUUGGUUUGUUAUGUAAUACUGCUCAUUAUUGACCAAGUAAACAAAUAUAUUGAAGUCUUAGGCUCAUCAUAAUUAAUUUGGAGUCAUAGGAAUCAGACGGUCUUCAUUUCCUCCUUUUGAUACCACUGAGUACUUCUUAUCUAGACUUGAUAAACUGGAUUAUCAGAUUGUCUGUUUCUGAGAGUUAUUUUGUUUUCAUUAGAUUUUAAAUGAUAUCUGUCAUAAUGUCAUGGGUGACGAAUUACUCCUUUAUUUUGGCGCAAAGUUUCAGUGUUAAUUUAUAAUUUCACAUGUGAAAGUAUAAAACCUCCAUGGCAACCUUCUGUACAUGUUAGUGCCAAGAUGGCGGCAAAAUUUUAAAAUGUUAUGAAUGAAGAUGUCAGGGCAUUAAAAGACGCUUUAGAAGACCUAAACACAUGAAAGAGCAGAUCAAGAAGGAUUCUAUUAGGUAUUUUGUCGAUUAAGCUCUAAAGUUUUCACUGCGUGGAGUUUUUGAUUGAUAAUCAAUUUAAUAUAAACAUGCCAAAAACCUACCAUUGUGAGCAUAAUUUGUUAUCCAUGAUAUUAAUAGGUAAUCAAAUGGUUUACUCGGGAAAUUAGGGUAUAAUAUUCCCUUGCUUAAAGGUUAGGAAUUCAUUCACUUGUCACCAUUUUGAUUACACAAACUAAUAAAGCAGAAUGGGAAUCUCCACCUACAGCUUCAUCAGUUUGAUUCUCACCAGGUCAUCUAGCUGGAGUUGUUCUUGGUAGUUUGAGUGUUAACACUCCACUGGUGCCUUUCAACAGCUAUGCCAGCAAGCCAGAGGCAAACAAGUAACUAGUUUGUUUCUUGCCAGUUGGCAUUCAGUCUGUAUGAGGGUUACGUUUGUAAACUUAUUCAUCAUGGCAUGUUUAUCAUAGGCUUGCUUAUGGUUGGUAUCAUUUUAAUUCUGUUGGUUACAUAAUUUUGGCUCAUUGGCAUAUAUAUUUGACCUGUCAAACGUGUUGGAGUAUAUGCAAGUUUAAUUCAUAAUUUUGAAAAUACUGAUUAACUUGACUAAUCAGUCCAAUUUUUGGCUAUUGGUAAGCAAUAUUUGAGAAAAAAUCAGUCAUCAAAAUUUCUGGCAGCAAAAACUUUAAUGAACCCAACAUUUUCUUAAAACUUUUUAGGUUUUCACACAAAAUUGCUCCAAAAGUAUCUGGUACAGUGUGUGUAUCAUUCUCAGAUUUCAGAGGCAGUUAAUUCUACAGUCAGACCUUUAUAAGUGUACUCAUAUAAGCUAUCAACCUCUAUUAAUCAGUCAUAGCCCCGGUUAUAGUUUGAACUGUUUAAACUGUUUAUUAACAAUUACAAAUUUUACAAGCAAGCUAUAUUCAUUGCCUGCAGUUGGCAGAUUAGCUAGUUGAGGCGAGCAGUGGUUGCACGUAUUUUAUAUAUAUAUACAAAUAGCUGACAAGCAAGACUAGAGGAAAAAAGCAAAAAAUGUUAAAUAAAUAUAUAAAAAUAAAUUCAAUUCAAUUAACUUUACAGUUAUGUAUAUUGCAAAUAUAAGAAGCUGAGUUUUCAGGAAAUUUUUGCUGUUAAGUCGGGUAAAUCAAUAUGAUCAUUUUCUUCUGAAAGUAUUCGGAGUAAAAUGUUGUGGACAUUGAUUUUAAAGUUAUUUUUGGACAUUCAACUCAUUUCAUGCGGUAGACUAUUCCAUAUUUUUACGCCAUAUCUUGAAGGACUUAGUUUGCUUGUCUAAUCUCUAGUGUUUAACAUUAGUAAUCACAUCUUGAAUAUGAUCUUGUAUUAUAUGAAUGAAUGUUAGUUUAGGAAGCAAAUAAAUUAGAUAUGUUAGUAGGUGUUAAGCUGUUAGAUGUAUCAUGCAUUAGAAUAGCAACGGUUUUAAAGUAGAGUAGGUCUAAGGGAAGAAACCUAGAGGAGACAAAAUAAAGUACUGCAUGAGAAUUGUAGUCACCAAAGAACAUGAGGGCCAGAUGACUGUGGUUAAUCUGGAGGCCACUCUUGUCUUCCUUGGAACAAAAUUCCCUUCCAUCGAUCUUAGCAUCAUCCAGUGUGAACUUGUGGCCAGAGGUGUUGGCAAAUACCUGAAUGGUUCCAUCUGCAAAUAUGUGACCUUUGCACUUGGCAUUUUGAAUACGAAAAUACAUCAAGAGAUAAUUUUUCCCCAUGUUUCUGUGGAGUAAAUACUUUUUAAAACUAAUAUGGAUCCAGAUCCAAACACCGUCAUGCAAAAAUCCACCUUCAUGCUGUUAUAUCUUGUUUUUAGGACUAUCCUUUUGAGUGUGAUUUCCUUGUUAAAUGAACCUAAUACAUUUUCACCUGCCAAUGUGGACGCUUCAGUGAUGUUCAGAAAAUGGAGAGACUCAAAAGGAAAAGACAAUGAAUACGAAAAAAUUGUCAAGUGAGUUAUGUGCUUUAUUUCAAAUUCUUCUUCUACUUAUUUCAAGGCUGUGCUCGAAGAAACAUUGAAGGUAGCCCAGUGCUCUGAACCAGUGAAAUCUAGGGUGCCCAGCAUAUAAUUUCUAAGAAAAAGGCUAAGAUUUUCUUGUUGCCAAGGAACAAAUGUUAAGUGGCAGGGGCCACCAAGUGCUGUUAAAGUACAACUUUGAUUUAGUAAACUGCAGAAAUGGCAGUGUAUCCCACGAAACUGCAGUUUUCAAGGACCAAAAUAGUGCCAUUAAAGAAUACAGCCAACCUGCUUUCAAAUAAAAGGUCACAGAACAGCUUUUUAUAGUCACUUAUCGCAGUAAACAUUGCUGCUGAAUACAAACACCAAUUACUCAUUGAUACAGGGUCAGCAUUAGCCUUGACCUGUUGUAAACUAUUCACAAGUGGUUGAGACGGAAUCCACUAGGAAAUUGAGUUAUUUUGAUUCUCAGCAGACAAAAACCUUGUACCAGAAUAAUUUAAAGAAUAUUGCAUUCUUUUUUUACGUUUUUUAAGGCCUAAAGAUGGAAUUUAGUCAUCUGUAAUAACACCAAAGAAAAUUUCUCAUGGGAGUCCGAGAAAAUGAAUGUCAAAUUUCACAAGAAUUGUGAAAACACAGGUAAAUCUCUGUAAUUUUCAUGUGAAAGAUGUAAUUUUGUGAAAUUUGACAUUUAUUUUCUCGGGCUCCCAUAAGAAAUUUCCUUUGGUGUUAUUACAGAUGAUUUAUUACAUCUUUAGGUCUUGAAAAAUGUAAGAAAGAAUGCAAUAUGUUUUUAAUUAUUCUGGUACAAGAUUUUUGUCCACUGAAAAGUAAAAUUACUCAGGUGCCUGAAAUAUGAAAAUGAAUAAUAGACAGAGUUUUAAAAAGGUCAUCUUCUGAUUUGAGGAGGGCAAACCUGUAAAAAUGAAUCUUCAGUGCCUGUACUCCGGGGUCAUGGCGAACUGCAAAAUGAGCUUAUGCGAAACUGAAUACAUAGGUGUAGUGAGAACAUCCUUGGCUUACAUGCCUCUAAGCAAGUGAAACUGUUGAAAAGUUGAUUCAUUAUCUUUGUCUAGACAACCUGGUUUUGACGGGAGAACUGUUCAUUAGGUGUUCUUCUUUAAAUUCUGCACCUCAACAAAUGUAUGGAUCAUUAGUCCUAAAAUGUCAGAUUUGAUAUAGUGAAACCUGGUGAUCGACGAACGGAUUCUUUAAAUUUUUCCGUAACGUAGCGAACAAACAUCUGUUCCGUUUAUGGAUUCAAAUGUCCGGAUUUAAUUUUCCCAAAGAAAGCGACCAAGUCAAGAUUGGCCACUGGUUGGCCACUGCUUUUAGUAACCUGAGGUGAAUAAACUUUUAGAGUUUUGUUACCAUGGAAACAUCAACAUUUGUCACCAAGUACAUUGCACAAACUUUGGUGUUAUUUCCAAUUUCAGAAAACAAGUUUCACGUACCAAACUUGAAGCUGAAAAAGAAAACAUAAAAGUACCCACGACAGUGGAAGAUUACUGCGUAAAAUCUAGACCGUCGCGAUCCGAACCCGAGGAUUUUACAGAUUUCUACGACGAUGAUUAUGCCGAUGACGUAGAUGACGACGAUGACGACGACGAUUGUUUGGAUUAUAGCGAGGAUUCUGGGAACGAAGAGACGUGAUAUGGCAACUGGUCGAGGACUGGAACUUUGCCACGAUGUAUAUUUUGUACCUUUGUGUAACAUAACACCUUUUCCCAUGGCAAAAAAGAGCGAGCUCCUUUUGUCUAGCAAAACCUCUGGCUUAAAAAACUGGAGAAAACUCUUUUCUUUUGUAAAAAUAUUGCUUGCUCUGCGUGGGGGCAAAGACUUCAGGAGCUUGUCAGGCGAACCCCAGCAAACGUCCGCGGCAGGCGUCUUUCGCAUCACGCAAGGCUUUGUGGGUAUGGUUUAUAUCGAAUGGCUCGUUCACACAACUAUUGCAAGGAGACUGGAGAAUUUUACUAUCACACUGUGAAGUUGCCAUUACCGAUUGGAAUUCGUCUGAUAGAUCUGUAGCCUUUCAAUGUUCGUGGGUGGUAUCUGUGUUGAAUGUCAUAAAUAAAUUAACAAUACUAAUUCCAAUUCACUGUCUACUAGUUUUUCUUUUGCAGCGCCUUCAGAAACUAUUGAGUAAUUUGCUGGAAAUAGGUUAAUCGAGUGGGAAAGCUCUGUGGCAAUUUCGUCUUCUGACUGUCAUGCUUACUGCAUUUUUUCUUUUUGGGGAAGUAAAUUAAAAUGACUAACUCUUGUCUGAAAAUUUUCACACACAAAACAAAUUCAAGACUUGUUAGAAGUUCCUUAAUCUGGAAAAGGGUCGAAGUGCGUGCUAAAUGUAAUUUGUAUCUUCACAAGUCUCCUCCCACCUGGAAGGGACUUAAAAACAGCAUACAUGUACUGCAACCUGCCAUCUUUUGCUCCCACCCACCGCCACCCUCCAGCUUGUACCCAGUUCCCAAGGAAGAGUUGUACUUGACUCUAGGGAGGAGUAUUUAAAGUCUACUUUUCUCUUCGUAAAUGAAGCUAAAGGGUUAAGUGAUUUAAAAUGAGGUGUUGAGCAAAUCGCGGUCCGAGACUAAGUCACAGCUAAAGCUGCGUUUCUACACUUUGCCAUCAGUGGUUGGUGAACCACUAACCCGUGAUCUGUGUGACUGUCGCUUCAUGUGAGAUCUCUGGGCUGCAAUGUGAAGUGACCCGGUGUCUCUUACAACAACUGAGAAAAUUUAUAGUAAGCUUUUGUUCCGAAAUUCCUUGGAAUUGAGAGUACUCGCGUUUUUUCCCGCAGCCUUGGUCAAUCCACUCCAAUGCAAGUCGCAAAAUGUCGGCUGUUUUCUAAGGCUAUAUUUUCGUGGGUUGUCGCAAUUUGCCACUUUCGCGCUUUUGGCCGAACUGGAACAUGCAAUUUGCAAUUCUGUGAAAAGUUUGAACUAUGUUCAUUCAAAAAUAGACGUCUUCAAGACAUAUGCGUCCUAAUGUACAAGGUUAAACACACUAAAAUGUGUUCCGAAGCCAUCACCAACAUUUUUAAACCUCGUGAUUAAUGCUACAGUUUAAGAAAUUCAGACUUUCUUUUACCCAGGUUUAACACAGUUUCAUUUGGUAAGCAUUCCCUUCGAUAUUUAGGUCCCAUUUUAUGGAUUAAGCUGGACAAAAAUGAUAAAACGUGUAAAUCAUUAAGUGAUUUUAGAAACCGAAUGCGUAAUACGGAUCUGACAUCUCGUAUUGAUGAUGGAUGCAAAGGAUGUCUUCUGUGUGAUAGUUGAUGUCUCAUCGGAAACAAUUUUAGCAUUUUAGUACUCAGCUUUAGUAUUUUAGCUAACAAUUUGUAA
Messenger RNA from Porites lobata, 10380 nucleotides. The record is from the annotation of a GenBank genome assembly. NCBI's taxonomy places the organism in Eukaryota, Metazoa, Cnidaria, Anthozoa, Scleractinia, Poritidae.